This is a messenger RNA of Notolabrus celidotus (New Zealand spotty), 4331 nucleotides long. RefSeq names its product ubiquitin specific peptidase 28 (gene usp28). Gene Ontology annotation, molecular function: protein binding; cysteine-type endopeptidase activity; cysteine-type deubiquitinase activity. Gene Ontology annotation, cellular component: cytosol; nucleus. The transcript has 26 exons. Gene Ontology annotation, biological process: protein deubiquitination; DNA damage checkpoint signaling; regulation of protein stability. Bases 98 to 3718 code for a protein of 1206 amino acids. The record is from RefSeq and is a predicted model, not a curated record. Lineage: Eukaryota; Metazoa; Chordata; Actinopteri; Labriformes; Labridae.
GCUCUCGGGGGCUUGACAGAUGGAGUUGGUUUGACUCGGAGUCUCGGCUGAUCACACUUUAGGGAAACAGGAAGAAAUUCACAUUUUAAACUCUGCAAUGACAGGUGAACAGACUGAACAUGGAGAAAACUCAACGAACUCGCAGAACGAAAGGCUGAUCAACCAGCUGAAGGAGAUCACUGGCAUCCAGGACCCACAGAUCCUCUACAAGGCCUUGAAUGCCAGUCAGGGUGACAUUGGACAUGCUGUUGGACUGCUGACAACCCAGCCUGCUGAGGUUCAGGAUCCUGGAGAACAACAACAGUCAGGGACCUCUGCAGAGGCUUGGGAGGGCCAGAAAGACCUUCCUAAAGAUGAACUACAGGCAGCCAUAGAGCUCAGCCUGCAGGAGUCCCACAAUGCCCAGGAAGAGGAGAGAGAACUCAACAGAGCUCUUGAGGCCAGUGCAGAGGAGAAUGCAGCGAGGAUGAAGAGGAAGAGAUGUGAAGCCCAGAGUGAGAUGUGCAGCCCUGCAGACUGGAUCCGUCAGGACGACUGGCCCGUGGGCAUUCGUAAUGUUGGAAACACCUGCUGGUUCAGUGCCGUCAUUCAGUCACUGUUUCACCUGCCCGUGUUCAGGAGGCUGGUUCUCAACUAUCACCUGUCUGAGCGAGUUCUGGAGAAGUGUAAGAGCCAUUCUGACAAGAGGAACAUAGCCUUCAUGCAGGAGCUGCGUUGUUUGUUCGCCCUCAUGCUGGGCUCCACUCGAAGGUUUGUGGAUCCUUCUGCAGCCGUGGAGUUGCUGCGAGACGCCUUCAGGACCAGUGAGGCUCAACAGGAUGUCAGUGAGUUCUCCCACAAGCUGCUGGACUGGUUAGAGGAUGCUUUUCAGCUUGCUGCCAAAGGAAAUAACGCAGAAGACAAGAAACAUAACCCCAUGGUUCAGCUUUUCUACGGCACCUUUGUGACAGAAAGAAAACAUGAAGGCAAAACUUUGUGCAACAUCGAGCAGUUUGGUCAGUAUCCCCUGCAAGUCAACGGCUUCAACAACCUGGAUGAAUGCUUAGAGGGCGCUAUGGUUGAGAAGGAGAUUGAGUCAGUGCAUUCAGAUCACAGCACCACGUCCUGCCGAGAGAGAUGGUUCAAAAAGUUACCCCCAGUCUUGACAUUUGAACUCUCAAGAUUUGAAUUCAACACACAGCUCGGCCGUCCUGAGAAGAUACACAAGAAACUCGAGUUCCCACAAAUCAUUUAUAUGGACAGAUAUCUUCACAAAAACAUCCAACAGACCCACGAGAGGAGAGGGGAGGUGAAAAAACUCAAGGAUCAGCUCGCAGCCCUUCAACAGAAGCUUGAGUGCUACAGAAACUAUGGAUCAGGACCUACCAAGUACCCUCUGGCUGACAUGCUGCAAUUUGUUCUGGAGUUUGCUACCACCAAGCCGACCACUCUUUCUCCUGCUGAAGAUCUCAGACCAACUUCACCCUCUCCUGCAAACCAUCCCCUAGGUGAACCUAUCUGCAAAGACAACAGUGAAUCUGAAGACCCAGAUUCAGCAGAAGGCCUUGUUUCCAGUGUUUCCAGUUGCCAGCGGACCCCCAUUUAUAAGCCCUUCACCCAGUGUAGACACCCCAUUGAGUGCCCACCCCAUCCAGCCCCUCACAGCAUCACAGAAGAGGAGCUACACUUUGUAAAGACCUGCCUACAGCGCUGGAGGACCGAAGUAGAGAAUGACAUAAAUGAGCUAAAGGCCAGCAUUGACAAGCUCACUCAGAUGCUGGAGGGCAUGUACUCAGACAACAGCCUCUGCCAGGUACCUUACAGGCUCCAUGCAGUGCUGGUCCAUGAAGGCCAGGCGUCAGCAGGUCAUUACUGGGCUUACAUCUACGACCACGCCAACCAGCGCUGGAUGAAGUAUAACGACAUAAGUAUCACUGAGUCUUCAUGGGAGGAGCUGGAGAGAGACUCAUUUGGAGGCAUGACCAACGCCAGUGCUUACUGUCUGAUGUAUAUCGAUGACAGGAUACCCCAACUUAUCACAGAUGACACAGAUGAUGAAACAGGCCAGGUGCUGCGUGGCAUGGACUCGCUGCCCUCCGUCCUCAGACGUUACGUCCAUGAAGAUAACCGCUGGUUCCAGCAGGAGCUCAGUGAAUGGGAAGAGCAGUUCUGUCAGACUGCAGCCCCACAGGGAGAGUCCACAUCCUGUGCAGAGCCCCCAAACCCAAAUCCAGACGAUGUACAGCAAACACCAGUUGAGCCGGCGCCCCAGUCAGGACCGACAGCUGAGGAGCCGGACCAGGAAGCUCCUUCAGAACCCCAAUCAGACCCAGAAACGGAGAAGAGGCCAGAGUCCGAGUCCACAGAGAAACCUGAAGCAGAGUCAGAGUUAACACCACCACCACCUCAGACCCCUGGCUGCCAGUCAGACGACACCAGCAGCACAACAGUCACUGAUACCGUCCUGGGAACCAGUGAGAGCUCCACCAGCACCGCAGAGAGAGAGCGUCAGAGUCAGACUCCUGGCCCUGAGUCAGAGCUUAUCAACCGGCCAGCAGCUGACACCCAUGAGGAGAAGGAGGACUCACAGGGGUCAGAUCCCAGCCCUCAAGCUGAGGGUGAUUCAGGAACUUCUGGAGAAACCCCUGAACAGGAGGCAAAACAGGAGGGAGAGGAGCAGCAGCAGCAACUGGAGGAGGUCCCACCGACGAGACAGAGACAGACUGAGAACGAGGUGUCAGAGGUGGAGAUCCCCAAUGUGGGCAGGAUCAUGGUGAGGGCGGAUGCUGACGGAUACAAUGAAGAGAUGAUGCUGACUCCAGCUAUGCAGGGUGUCAUCCUGGCCAUAGCCAAGGCCAGACAGAUUUUUGAUAGUGAAGGACCUGAGGCUGGCCUCAUCAAGGCCUUCCAUGAGGAGUAUUCCCGUUUGUAUGAGCUCUCCCAGGAGGAGAUGACACCCCAGGAGGAUGCUCGUUUGCAGCAUUCGCUGGUCUACUUCUUUCAGAACAAGGCUCCUAAACGAGUCAUUGAGAGGACACUGCUGGAACAGUUUACUGACCGCAACCUGAGCUUUGAUGAGAGGGCUAUCAGUAUCAUGAGGGAAGCCCGGUCCAAGCUGCGCCUCAUCCAACCAGAGGACAUGGAUAUGGAUGAAUACCUGCAGUGGCACGAUGACUACAAGCUGUUCAGAACUGUGUUUGUCUACCUGCUGACCGGACUGGAGCACUACCAGCACGGGAAGGUGAGAGACGCACUGACCUACCUGGCUCAUGCGUACCAGACCAACGCCAACCUGCUGAAGAACGGAGAGACGCGCGGCAUGGACAAGUCUUUCAUUGCACUUUACAGGAGGAAGUGCCUCAUGGCACUGAACGAAAGCGCUUCACGGAUGUUCUGCAGUGGUGAAGAGACCAGUGUGGAGGAGGGCAUCUCCAUCAUGGACGAGGCCGUCAUCCCCUGCCUUCACCUGAUGAGCCGGGACUCGUCUUUGUCCCAGGAGGACUGCGAUGCCAUGGAGAGCAUCCGCAACCACUGGUGCUGCUGCCUGAGCCAGGACAUGGAUGCCUCCCUGCAGGUGAAGCUGGGCGAGUUUCUACCCAGGGUUCUGGACGGUUCAGCAGAGACUGUUGUUCUCAAAGACCCUCCAAACGUCCCCGUCAGCCAGGCCCACGACCUGUGCAGUCGCAUGGCUGCUGUAAUGGAAUCCAUUCACAACACACCAGUAGUCAUUGUAAAGUAAAUCCCCUGAAUGAAGCCUGUGACAACCUCCUUGACCUGUGUGUUUUAACCUGCAAGCAACUGCAACAGCUGAUGGAUCCCAAUGUGGGCAAGAGACCCAUGUAGAUCUUCAUUUGACAAAUGUUUUAUUUCCUUAUACAUGCUGGGUUAGCAUUGCACAUUAUUAUCAUUUUGAUGUUUUAACACAGAAAGCUGCAAGAGCUCUUUAGGGGUAUGCACAUUACAAAGUAUUACCAAAUCAAGAAACCUGAUCCCUCAGAGUCCUGCUGUUGCAUACAAAAGGUACUAUUUAAUAAGAAUCUCCAGAAGCAGCUUCAUGUGGCUGACGAUGGUAUCUCCAAACUAUUAUUUAUAUUACUUUCCUGCAGAACUGGCAGCUUUAACACAUCUAUUUUACCAGAUUAGCACGUGUCUAGACCUUCUGUCUUUGAAUACCCAUGAGCAUUACACUCACCAUAAUGUUAUGUGCACCGAAUUUGACUUGGUUCCUCAAAACUGAACUGGGAGCUAUAGAAUUUUAACCAGCUUUUCAUCUGUGUUUCACCCACAAGCCAAACAUUCAUUCAUGAGGCAAAGCUGAAGGACAUCAAAGGAAUUAAAACGUUGGCACUUUG